Cuscuta europaea is the source of this 6793-nucleotide messenger RNA. NCBI's taxonomy places the organism in Eukaryota, Viridiplantae, Streptophyta, Magnoliopsida, Solanales, Convolvulaceae. The record is from the annotation of a GenBank genome assembly.
UUUAGAUCGGUCGGACCCAUUUACAGGGCUACGGUUCCAUCAUACAUACGAGGGCUGAAAUUCUUCUCUGUCCGUUUUCCACGCUCUCAUCCGUAUGCACCGAGGAUCAUACCAGAACCAUGCUGCUUCAACUUCCUCGCCUCACUAACUGUCUACGGGACCCGUUCGACGUCGAUCAAGCCUAUCUACGCCGGAAAACCAUCCUCCAACAGCUCAAGCCUCGCAGUUCCUCCAGUUCAUUCGAAGAAUCAGAGCUUGCUCGGAAUAUUGUGUAUAAAUGGGAAGAAGCUUCUCCGGAACUGAGACAAGCCUACAAGCAGUUUAUUGGAGGCGUGCAAGAGUUAGUGGGUAGUGACGUAGUUCCGGAUGAGUUUAGGGAGGUGGCAUUGAGUGUUUAUAGGCAUUUUAGUAAGCCUAUGCUGGAAGGUGAAGAAGACCAUCUGCUUUCAGAGAAGAGGUUAGAUUUGCAAAAGCUUGUUGGUUAUGCUAUUUCUAGUACAACUUUACAGAAAGCUGCAUAUUUAGCACAAAGGCUUUCUGAGUUGCAGCAUAAGAAUUGUAAAACCAUAAAUGGGCAAAAAAUGCAAGAUAUGAGUGGUGGUAAUUUGGAAUUUGGUGCAGACCUUCUGUUCCAGCCACCCACUCGUUUUUUAGUGGAUGCCUCUAUUGAAGACAAAGACUUGGAUGUUGUUCAUUCCAAUAAGGCUAUAAAAUACCAACACGCGAGUCAUCAUGGAAACUCCUUUGACAGUGUUCAUUUAACCGGAGCUAGAUUCAAUUUAGAUUGGUUAAGAGAUGCUUGUGAUAAGAUAGUCAGUGAAAGUACAUCACAGUUUCCUAGAGAUGAACUGGCAAUGACAAUAUGCCGUGUGCUUGAUUCAGAGAAACCUGGUGACGAGAUAGCUGGUGACCUGCUUGAUCUUGUUGGUGAUAGCGCUUUUGAAACAGUUCAAGAUCUUAUCAAGCAUAGGAAGGAACUUGUUGCUGCCAUCCAUCACGGAAUCUCUGUUUUGAAAGCUGACAGGACAACUACCAACUCUCAGUCACGUCAGCCUAGCUAUGGCACUCAGGUAACUGUUCAUACAGAAUCUGAGAAGCUACUUGAUAAACUUCGUCGCAAGGAAGAAAAAAAGCACAGACGCAUGGUAGAAAAUGGAGUUGAGAAUGACUUGUCUUUGAUGAGCUUUAGUUCUUUACUUCAAGCAAGUGAGAAGAAAAACAUAUUUGAAGAUCUCAUUGGGCAUGGUGAAGGGGCUACUACAGCCCUUCCUCAAGGAACCAUUCGGAAACAUUAUAAGGGAUAUGAAGAAGUCAGUAUACCUCCGACAUUGACUGCACCCAUGAGACCUGGGGAAAGAUUGAUUGAGAUCAAAGAACUUGAUGAUUUGGCUCAAGCUGCAUUUCAGGGCUACAAGUCUUUGAACCGUAUUCAGAGCCAAAUAUAUCCAACUACUUAUAAUACCAACGAAAACAUUCUUGUCUGUGCUCCAACUGGGGCUGGAAAAACAAAUAUCGCUAUGAUUUCUAUUCUACAUGAGAUUAAACAUCACUUUAGAGAAGGCUACUUGCAUAAGAAUGAAUUCAAGAUAGUUUAUGUAGCUCCCAUGAAGGCAUUAGCAGCAGAGGUGACCAUGACUUUCAGCAAACGGUUGUCUCCGCUGAACGUUACUGUGAGAGAACUUACUGGAGACAUGCAGCUUUCUAAAAAUGAACUUGAAGAAACACAGAUGAUAGUGACAACACCUGAAAAAUGGGAUGUCAUUACUCGUAAAAGUAGUGACAUGGCGCUCUCGAUGUUGGUGAAGCUACUUAUAAUUGACGAAGUUCAUCUUUUGAAUGAUGAUAGAGGCCCUGUUAUAGAAGCACUGGUAGCGCGAACUCUUCGUCAGGUGGAAUCCACACAAUCCAUGAUACGAAUUGUGGGUCUUUCAGCUACAUUACCCAACUAUUUGGAGGUUGCAGAGUUUCUGAGGGUUAAUCCAGAAACUGGUCUUUUCUAUUUUGAUUCAAGCUACAGGCCAGUCCCUCUUGCUCAACAGUAUAUAGGAAUUAGUGAGCACAACUUUUUGGCCCGCAAUGAGCUUCUGAAUGAGAUUUGCUACAGAAAGGUUGUUGAUUCCUUAAGGCAAGGGCACCAGGCUAUGGUUUUUGUUCAUUCACGCAAAGAUACUGGAAAAACAGCUGAUAAACUGGUUGAUCUUUCCCAGAUAAAUGAAGAUACCGAGCUCUUUGGUAAUGAUAAACAUCCUCAGUUUGAGUUCAAAAAGAAGGAAGUUCUCAAGUCCAGAAAUAGGGAGGUUGUCAAGCUUUUUGAACAUGGGAUCGGGAUUCACCAUGCUGGUAUGUUGCGUCAAGACAGAAGUCUAACUGAACGGCUCUUUUCUGAGGGACUUCUGAAGGUCCUUGUUUGCACUGCAACCUUGGCAUGGGGUGUGAAUCUGCCUGCCCAUACUGUUGUAAUUAAGGGCACACAAAUUUAUGACCCAAAAGCUGGUGGGUGGCGAGAUCUGGGCAUGCUUGAUGUUAUGCAAAUUUUUGGACGUGCUGGGAGACCUCAGUUUGAUAAGAGUGGUGAAGGCAUUAUAAUCACUACUCAUGACAAGCUAGCUUACUAUCUACGUCUGCUAACCAGUCAACUUCCAAUAGAAAGUCAGUUUAUAAAUUCCUUGAAAGACAAUCUGAAUGCCGAGGUGGUACUGGGAACUGUGACAAAUAUCAAGGAGGCAUGUACUUGGCUUGGAUAUACGUAUCUUUUCAUCAGGAUGAAAAGGAAUCCUUUGGCAUAUGGUAUUGGAUGGGAAGAGGUUGUAGCUGAUCCGUCAUUGAGUUUAAAGCAAAGAGAUCUUAUAACCGAUGCCGCUCGUGCUCUUGACAAGGCAAAAAUGAUGCGUUUUGAUGAGAAAAGUGGGAAUUUUUAUUGCACAGAGCUUGGCCGUAUAGCCAGUCAUUUCUACAUUCAAUAUUCUAGUGUUGAGACAUACAAUGAAAUGCUGAAACGCCACAUGAAUGAAAGUGAGGUAAUCAGCUUGGUUGCCCAUUCUUCUGAAUUUGAAAAUAUUAUGGUCCGUGAUGAGGAACAAAAUGAACUUGAAAUGCUGGCUAGAACAUAUUGCCCAUUGGAAAUCAAGGGUGGUCCAUCAAAUAAGCAUGGGAAAGUUUCAGUUCUUAUUCAGUUGUACAUAUCUCGGGGUUCUAUGGAUUCAUUUUCACUAGUUUCUGAUGCAGCAUAUAUAAGUGCAAGCUUGGGUCGUAUUAUGCGGGCUUUGUUUGAAAUUUGUUUACGUAGGGGGUGGUGCGAGAUGACAUCUCUGAUGUUAGAAUAUUGCAAGGCCGUUGAUCGUCGAAUUUGGCCCCAUCAACAUCCAUUCAGGCAGUUUGAUAAGGAUAUUUCACCCGAAAUAUUGAGGAAGCUUGAAGAAAGAGGAGCAGACUUAGAUCACUUACAAGAGAUGGAUGAGAAAGAUAUUGGAGCUUUAAUACGUUAUGCUCCAGGGGGAAAGGUUGUUACGCAACAUCUUGGAUAUUUUCCGUCAAUCCAGUUGUCUGCUACAGUAAGUCCAAUAACUAGAACCGUGCUCAAGGUGGACCUGAUAUUAGUGCCUGGGUUUGUUUGGAAGGAUCGAUUUCAUGGUACUGCACAGCGUUGGUGGAUUUUGGUAGAGGAUUCUGAGAAUGACCAUAUAUACCACUCUGAACUCUUUACUCUGACUAAGAGGAUGGCCCGUGAACCACAAAAGCUAUCCUUUACUGUGCCAAUCUUUGAACCUCAUCCUCCUCAGUACUAUAUUCGCGCUGUUUCAGAUUCUUGGCUGCAGGCAGAGGCUUUUUAUACUAUAACCUUCCAUAAUCUUGCACUCCCAUCGGAGCAUACAACUCACACUGAACUUCUAGACUUGAAACCGCUUCCUGUGACUGCACUUGGUAAUGGAAUUUUUGAAGCCCUGUACAAGUUCUCACACUUCAAUCCUAUUCAAACGCAGGCUUUUCAUGUGCUCUAUCAUACUGAUAAAAAUGUUCUUCUAGGAGCGCCAACUGGAAGUGGGAAAACUAUAUCUGCUGAGCUUGCUAUGCUUCAUCUUUUUAAUACUCAGCCUGAUAUGAAGGUUAUAUAUAUAGCACCUUUAAAGGCUAUAGUCCGAGAAAGAAUGAAUGAUUGGAGGAAGCAUCUUGUCUCUCAGCUUGGAAAACAAAUAGUUGAAAUGACUGGGGAUUAUACACCUGAUUUGAUGGCUCUCUUGUCUGCGGAUAUCAUUAUUACCACUCCAGAAAAGUGGGAUGGGAUAAGCCGUAGCUGGCACACUCGCACAUAUGCUGCAAAGGUUGGGCUAAUGAUUUUGGACGAGAUCCAUUUACUUGGAGCUGAUCGUGGGCCCAUACUUGAGGUUAUUGUUUCAAGGAUGAGAUACAUUUCGUCUCAAACUGAUCGCCCGAUACGUUUUGUUGGCCUGUCAACAGCUUUAGCAAAUGCACAAGAUUUGGCUGAUUGGCUGGGUGUGGAUGAAAAUGGUCUUUUCAAUUUCAAGCCGAGUGUCAGGCCUGUACCUCUGGAAGUUCAUAUACAGGGAUAUCCAGGAAAGUUCUACUGCCCAAGGAUGAACAGCAUGAACAAACCCUCUUAUGCUGCCAUAUGCACACACUCUCCUACAAAACCUGUUUUAAUAUUUGUUUCAUCUCGUCGACAGACAAGACUAACUGCGCUCGACCUUAUUCAGUUUGCAGCUUCAGAUGAGCACCCUAGGCAGUUCCUGGACAUGUCUGAAGAUGCACUUCAGAUGGUUCUUUCUCAGGUCUUGGAUCAAAAUUUGAAGCAUACAUUGCAGUUUGGUAUUGGGCUACAUCAUGCUGGGCUAAAUGAUAAGGACAGAUCUUUGGUUGAGGAACUUUUUGCAAACAACAAGAUCCAGGUUUUGGUCUGCACGAGUACACUGGCAUGGGGUGUGAACCUUCCUGCACAUUUGGUCAUUAUAAAGGGUACAGAAUAUUAUGAUGCCAAAACCAAAAGGUAUGUUGAUUUUCCUAUUACUGAUAUUCUGCAAAUGAUGGGUAGAGCUGGCCGUCCACAAUUUGAUCAACAUGGGAAAGCUGUUAUCCUUGUUCAUGAACCCAAAAAGAGUUUCUAUAAGAAGUUUCUGUAUGAACCAUUUCCAGUUGAAAGUAGCUUGAAGGAUCAAUUGCAUGACCAUAUCAAUGCUGAGAUAGUUUCUGGAACUAUCUGCCACAAAGAAGAUGCAGUGCAUUAUCUCACCUGGACAUAUUUUUUCCGUAGAUUGAUGGUGAACCCAUCUUAUUAUGGAUUGGAGGAUGCAGAACCUGGAACAGUUAGCUCUUACUUAUCUAGCUUAGUACAAAGCACAUUCGAGGACUUGGAAGACAGUGGCUGCAUCAAGAUCAGUGAUGAUAGUGUGAAGUCCCUAAUGUUAGGGUCAAUUGCUUCUCAAUAUUAUCUCAAGUACACUACUGUAUCGAUGUUUGGUUCAAAUAUAGGACUAGACACAUCACUUGAGGUUUUCCUUCAUAUUUUAUCUGGUGCUUGUGAAUAUGAUGAGCUUCCGGUGCGCCACAAUGAGGAAAAAUAUAAUGAAAGUUUGAUUGAUAAAGUUCCAUACAUGGUGGACACUAAUCGCCUAGAUGAUCCUCAUGUGAAAGCAAAUCUUCUGUUCCAGGCACACUUCUCCCAAUCAGAGCUACCAGUGGUUGAUUACGUUACAGAUAUGAAGUCAGUGUUGGAUCAAAGUAUACGUAUUAUCCAAGCUAUGAUAGAUAUUUGUGCAAAUAGUGGGUGGCUAUCAAGCACCCUCACUUGUAUGCAUAUUUUGCAAAUGGUCAUGCAGGGCUUAUGGUUCAAUAGGGAUUCUCCUCUUUGGAUGUUGCCAUGCAUGACCAAGGAUUUAUAUAGCUCAUUAAGUAAGCUGGGUAUUAUUAAUAUCCAGCAACUAUUGGAUCUUUCUCCUGCAAAGCUGCAACCUGUCAUAGAGAGUUCUGUUUUCUCAAAACUGCAUCAGGAACUACAGAAUUUUCCCCGUAUACAAGUCCGGUUAAGAAUUCAGAGAAGAGAAGACCUCACCACUCUAAACAUCAGGAUGGAAAAUAUUAACAUGGGUCGUAGAAAAUCUAAAGCUUUUACACCUCGGUAUCCAAAGAUAAAAGAUGAAGCAUGGUGGUUAGUCCUUUGUAAUACCAUUACUUCAGAGCUACAUGCUUUAAAGAGAGUUUCCUUCUCUGACCGUUUAGUGACACACAUGGACUUGCCGUCUGGUCCCAACAGCUUCCAGGGAUUGAAGCUCCUUCUAGUUUCAGAUUGUUAUCUAGGGUUUGAACAAGAGUACUCCAUAGACGAAUUUGCCUAGUUUGAUAAUAUCUGCAGUGAAUUGGGAGUCUGUGGAUUUGUUUGAAUGAUUGAACACUGGAACUGGGCAGCAUUGCUGCAUGGAAGUUCAAUCCGGAAUCAUUUCAACAAGUGCAAAGCCGUACAUCGACUUAUUAGCUUUCCAUAACAUUUUAUCUUUGUAGUGCACGCUUUAUGUUGGGUUCUUUACCAAUUAGUUGUUUAGUUCCUUGUAAUUUUCACUUCCGCUCCUAUGUGCUUAUUAUUUUGAUAUUUUCUAAUUACUUUCAUCUGUUAUUAGUUCCCUGCAUAAAAGUAAGGGAAACAUUGUAAUUUUAACUUCCUCCCGCCCUUAUUUGAUUAUUGUUUUCUAAACACUUUCAUCUUUUAUUAGAAAGUCUAGUAGAAACUUUGUGCUUUCUAUAAAGUUUAUCUGUCAAAAGCAUUUUUUACAAUCUGAUUAAACGC